GCUCAAGAUGUGCUUCCCAAGCCGGCGGACGACGGUGCGCCGAAACCGGAAGAGGUGGCGGUGUCGGAAGCGGCAGAAGGGUGUAACGGGGUCAGCAUGGAAACCGGCGCCCCGGCUCCACAGCCAGAGCCUCCCAAGGAGGAAGUCCUUCAGCCUCCAGCCUCUGAGCUCAUGACGACGCACAUGGUGAUCAACCCGCCCAUGGAGGAUCCCUCCAUCACUUACCCUCUGGAUUUCGAGCGGUACUGGAGGGCGGCUCAGGAGAACCCCCUCGAUUUCACGGCCUGGACAGAACUGCUGCAGUACGUGGAGCAAGAGAACCACAUUUACGCCGCCCGCAAAGCCUUCGACAGCUUCUUUCUACGGUACCCGUAUUGCUACGGUUAUUGGAAGAAGUACGCGGACAUGGAGCGGCGCUUUGACUUCAUCAAGGAGACGGAGGAGGUUUUCCAACGAGGCCUCCAGUCGAUCCCCCUCAGCAUGGAUCUGUGGAUCCAUUACAUCUCCUUCCUGCAGUCCACUUUGGAUAUGAACCUUCCUGAUUCGGCUCAGAAAAUCUGUGGCACCUUCGAAUCGGCCGUGGCGGCUGCCGGCGUGGAUUUCCGCUCGGACAAGCUGUGGGAGAUGUACGUGGAGUGGCAGAAGGAGCAAGGGGACCUGAGGGCCAUCACGGCCAUUUAUGACCGAGUGCUCAGCACGCCGACCCAGCUGUAUAACCACCACUGGGAAAAGUUCAAAGAGCAUGUGGCCAUGCACUACCCCAAGGAUAUUAUUUCCGUGGAGGAGCUUCUCUGGCUUCAGAACAAGAUGGCCUCCGAGACCGGGGCCAAGGCCACAGAAAUGGAGGUGGAAGAGGCUCCCCCCGGAGAAGACAUGCCCCUGAAGACCGAGGCCAGGCAGGAGGCAGGAGAUGGGAGCCACAUCUUGGGGCCGAUGGACCCAGACAAGCUCCGGGAAAUGGUCCUGUCCAUCCGACAGCAGCUCUACAGCCAGAACGAAGCGGAAGUCAGCAAGCGCUGGAACUUUGAGGAAGGGAUCAAAAGGCCGUACUUCCACGUGAAACCGCUGGAGCGUGCCCAGCUGCGGAAUUGGCGGGACUACCUGGACUUCGAGAUCGCCAACGGCUCGCACGAGCGGACCAUCAUCCUCUUCGAACGCUGCGUCAUCGCCUGCGCCCUCUAUGAGGAGUUCUGGAUCAAGUACAUAAGGUACCUCGAGAGCCACAGUAUAGCUGGGGCCAGGAGCGUCUUCCAGCGAGCUUGCUGUUACCACCUCCCUCGGAAACCCAACAUCCAUCUCCUGUGGGCAGCGUUUGAAGAGAAGCAUGGUGAGGUGGAGGAAGCCCGGCGCAUCCUCCGCUCUUUUGACGAGUGCGUGCCCGGCCUGGCCAUGGUGCGCUUGCGGCGCGUCAGCCUGGAGCGCCGCCUGGGGAACACGGAGAUGGCCGAGACCCUGCUGAUGGAAGCCAUCCGGGAGAACGAAGGCAUGCCCGUCUCGUCCUUCUAUUCCGUCAAACUGGCCCGGCUGGUCCUGAAGGCGCAGAAGAAUCUCGCCAAAGCCCGGAAGAUCCUCUUGGAUGCGUUGGAGAAAGACCCGGACAACGCCAAGCUGUACGCCAACCUUCUGGAGAUGGAGUUCAGUGCCGACGUCCGCCAGAACGAAGGCAACACCAUGAGUAGCUUCGACAGAGCCUUGACCAGCGGCCUGCCCCUGGAGACCAAGAUCAUUUUCUCCCAGCGCCGGGUGGAGUUCCUGGAGGACUUCGGGUCAAGCAUAAACAGCUUAUUGACGUCGUACGACGAGCACCAGAAACUCCUGAACCAGCAGAUGCUUCGGAAGAGGCUCUUGGAAAAUGGCAGCGCCGAGGAGGCCGACGACAAAAGGUUGCGGCUGGACGACGCAGCGGCCGGAGGGGGCAACGUGGCCGUCGCCACCGCAGGCAUCACGCCCUUGAUGGCGACAGACGUCACCAACAGCGGAAGCGGGGCUUAUAACUACAACACGUGGUAUCAGAACUACAGUAACUACGGCUAUCAGAACACAUGGAACUAUAACCAGUAUUACCAGCAAACCUGAAAGCUGCCGAGAGGGAUUGGCCCGCCGCCUCUCUGGAACUGAGCGGCAACUCGAAUCCAUACAAGCAAAACAGUCUCGCUGCGCCCCCCGUUGCAUCCUUCUAGAGGGGCAGCUUAACUUGUCCCCCCCACGCUUCCACUCUGGCCCUCUGAAGUGCCCCAUCAUUGCCAGCUAGGAUUUUUUUUGGUGAUUUUCCCCAGACUUUGAAAUUCGUUACUGCCUGCGGAUCAGGCAUGGAAGAUUCGAAAUCACAGAUUCUGUGUAGAACUUGAGGGGGCUCGCCCACACUUCUUCCAAAAUCCCAAUGAGGAGUGAAUGACCGUGGCGCCUUCCGGACUCCCAGGAUGAAAUUCAGCGAAAUCAAUUUCUCGGCAAUGGCGCCUCGUUUGUUUGUUUUUUUUAACUUUUCCUCCUCUGUACAUUUCAUGUGUUGCAAAUGUAAAUAAACAGGAAUUCAUUACAA
Molecule: messenger RNA, 2539 nt
Organism: Pogona vitticeps (central bearded dragon)
Lineage: Eukaryota; Metazoa; Chordata; Lepidosauria; Squamata; Agamidae
Source: RefSeq, a predicted model, not a curated record